This is a messenger RNA of Electrophorus electricus (electric eel), 2396 nucleotides long. RefSeq names its product fin bud initiation factor b (gene fibinb). Lineage: Eukaryota; Metazoa; Chordata; Actinopteri; Gymnotiformes; Gymnotidae. The record is from RefSeq and is a predicted model, not a curated record.
UCCAGAUGUUGAAUAGACACACUAAGCAAACCAGGCAGCAGAAACGCAGCGUCUGUUUUCGGAUCAUUUUAGAUGCCGUCUGAUGAAUUCACGGUUUUCCUUGGUACUGUGGGUAGUUCAGCGUGGACACCUAGCAAAAAGCAAUCUCACAUCCAACGGGAUAGACGACAAUCAAGCAAGAAGAACGGAUAUUUGGAGGGGCGCCUUUUAGAGAGUUGUCUGUUUGGAUUGCUUCAACAUAUAAUGGUUUUCAAAAUGUUUGUUAUCGAAAAAAAACUGUCUGUCGUCAAAGUUUAAAGCAGAGCUUGAUCGACAAUAGGCUAUAGUGUUUGGUAAGCGAACUUAGAAAACAAAAGUGGAUAUGAUGUUUUCUCUUCACGUUAUACUGGCGUCUUGCUUGGUUUCGUUGCGCGUUGGAGAAGCUGUAUUUUUGGGACCUCUGCAACCGGAGAUGUCCAAUGGCACCUUUCAUCAUUACUUCGUCCCGGACGGGUUCUAUGAGGACAACGACGACCCUGAGAAAUGUCAGAUGCUCUUCAAAAUGACCGACGAGCGAAAGUGUAGUCUGGAUGAGGAUCAGGAUUCGGUCAUCCGGGAUGAUUUCACCAUCAUUAAACGACACAUUGAAGAUGCAGCGAGAGUGCUCGAGGGCAUCGGCAAAAGCAUCUCGUUUGAUCUGGACGGCGACGACAGCUACGGGAAAUAUCUGAGACGGGAGACGACACAGAUCAAUGAGGCUUUCACCAACUCAGAAAAGUCCUUAUUGGAGCUGGAAGUUAAGUUCAAACAGAGUCAAGAACACGAACUCAGAGAGGAGCAUCGGAUUAAUGACGACUUUCUCAGUAUGAUCGUCCAAACGCGGGACGUGGUGAAGGAGACAUUGGACAUUUCCCUGGGGCUCAAAGAUAAGCACGAACUACUGUCGCUCAUCAUUCGGAGUCACGGGACGCGAUUAAGCCGCCUGAAAAAUGAAUAUUUGAAGGUGUAAAAAUGUGCUUGAUCUCUUCAAGACAACAGUACAAAAUAUGAAGAAAUGCUUUUUUGUGCAUUUCCCGGGUACUUGGCGAAAAUAAUGUUGCCUAGCUAUCUUGUGCAAUAACAGGAAGGUAGUAUUCAUUUAGAUAAAUGAUGGACAGUAUGGACAAGCAUCAGGAGUGUUAUAAUUUCUUGUCUAUUUAAUGGACCUUUAGUUUAUGAUACUCAGGCAUUACGACUAAAUGAAAUAUAGCAAGGGUUUGAAUACCCUUGUUAAUGGGAUGUCCAGGCAUGAAUACAUUUUUAAAGAGUGCUGUUUUUGUUUGGUUUUUGUUGUUGUUGUUGUUGUUAUUAUUGUUUUGUUUUUACCAGGGUCAUAGCAGUAAACUAAAAUGAAAAGUAAAACUGAUAGAGAGAUAUUUGUAACCCGAAACAAAGGUACAAGUAUACAUUGUCUUACAAUGGAAGUUAAACAAAAAUAGCAAUGACAUUUAAAGCCAAAAUAGGCCUAGUUUAAAAAUGGUUAAAUAUAUUUUAGUCACUGUGUAGUUAAAGAAUAUCGGAGUUAAUAGAGUUAAUGCAGAUUUGGAAUUUUACAAAAUACUCUUAAGACCCAUAGAAAUUCUAGUAGAUGUUGUAUACUGUUAUAUCACUGGGUACGUUACUAUAACUGAAAAAAAUGUAACAUAAAAUAUUUAAAAAUCAGACAAAUACACACACACACACACACACAUAAAAUAAAAUUGACAAAAACUGAAAAUGCUUUCAUUACAAGAAAAAUUACAUUGAAUUUUACUAGGAAAUGGAAAUUCUUAUAGAAAUAAACAGCAAAAUAAAAAAACAAAGAAAAACUAUUAUGACCUUGGUUUUUACUAGCACUUUUCUGCGAAUUUUCAGACAUUACUUGAAUGUUUAUGUUCUGCAAAACCAUAAAAAAGACAGAAUAUAAUUUUUUAUAAUGCAAUUUUUAAAAAUAGUUAGUUCUAUACAUAUUUGCAUCAGUUAAAUAUGCAAUUUGUCUAUCCUUUGAAAAUAGCCUAUAUAUUGCUUAAAAAUAUUGUGUUAAACAGCAUUAAAAUCAAUGUUAUAAUUUUUAAAAGCUGGAAAACAUGUCUUUGUAAGGGCUUAUUUUGUGUUCAAUGGGGAAUUUGUAAAUAUUAAAAUGUUAUACUGUGAGUGUCAAUAUUUUAUAGCGGAAAAGAGCUUCAUUGCAUGUUAUUCAUGUAAUGAGAUUUUGCAGUAAGAAUAUAUUCUUGUAAUUAUUCUCUAAGAAGGUUAGAAAACAGACUAGAAUGAUGUUUCCUUAGACCAACCAAAGUAACUGCGGGCAGAAAUAUGGGACUUCAAACCUUCUACCAUUUGUAACUGCAUUCUUGAGUGGUUGUGUUUGUUCCAUUUUGUAAUAAAACUCCUUAAAAUAG